CGCUCGUCGAAUCACAUGACCCGCGCCGCCGCUCCCCCUCCCGGAAUCGCGAAUCAAUUUCUGCUAGUAGGAUUUCUUCCCCCAAAGCCACCAACCAGCCUUUUCCACGGCACGCUGCUCGUGCUCGACUCCUGCUCCUCGCGAUCGGAGAGGGCGCGCCGGCUCACCGUCGCUUCGUCUUCGUACCCCCGCUGCUCUUUCCCCGUGAGCUUAAAGUUAUUGAGGAUGUCAGAACGUUCUGAGAGUGCAACUGAAAAGAUUAUGAGCAGCAUCAUUGACACCAUUGCUGACAAUCUUCCUAAGCAGAAGUCUGGGCAAUUUGGUCCAGGCUCGGUCUCUGACAAAGUGAAGAACAAGCUGUUUGGUCGUCAGAAGACCCUGCAUGGAGCUCUGGGUGGUGGAAAACCUGCUGAUUGCCUGUUAUGGAGGAACAAGAAGAUAUCAUCAAGCGUUCUGGCUGUUGCAACAGCUAUCUGGGUUUUCUUCGAGUGGCUUGAUUACCACUUCCUGACAAUCGUUUCAUUUGCCCUUGUUCUUGGAAUGGUCGUCCAGUUUGUCUGGUCCAAUUUCUCAAACAUGCUAAGCGGAUCUCCUUCUCAAGUGCCCCGAGUUGAGUUGCCUGAUGAGCUGUUUGUGAACAUUGCUGUUGCAAUUGGUGCGCAAAUAAACAAGUUCCUGAGCUUCCUUCAAGAUCUGUCUUGUGAAAGAAACUUGAAGCAUUUUGUAGUGGCGAUUGCUGGACUGUGGGCUGCUGCAGUGAUUGGAAGUUGGUGCAAUUUCCUGACAGUUAUAUAUAUUGGAUUUGUUUGUGCUCACACACUUCCAGUGCUCUACGAGAAGUAUGAAGACCAAGUCGACAAUUUCCUCUACAGCCUUCUUGGUCUGCUGCAAGAUCAGUAUCAGAAGCUCGACCAAGGUGUCUUGAGCAAGAUACCCAAAGGGAACCUGAAGGCUAAGAAGAACGAGUAGUUUAGCAGCUGGAUGUCAAGAAUGAAUGGGCUGGUGAACUAUUGCUGUGCCCUCUUGUGCGUUGCAAGCUUGUAUCAAUUGUUACUUGAACGCUGCGUGUGGCUUUCUGAACAUGGGCGCUAGUUCAUUGCCCACCGCCACCGGGUUUAGACUUCUAAGCUGCAAUGUAUGUCAUCUACUAUUCGUGUUCUGACUCAUUUACAUUCCUUCUCCUAUUACUUGUGGGAUAUUGGCUAAUUGGCAAGUAAUGAAGUGUGCCCAUGAUUCAUUUCUGAAAA
Messenger RNA from Setaria italica (foxtail millet), 1247 nucleotides. Its product is annotated as reticulon-like protein B8. The transcript is spliced from 6 exons. The record is from RefSeq and is a predicted model, not a curated record. NCBI's taxonomy places the organism in Eukaryota, Viridiplantae, Streptophyta, Magnoliopsida, Poales, Poaceae. Bases 16 to 969 code for a protein of 317 amino acids.